UGCUGAGUACCCCGACCUGAGGAAGCACAACAACUGCAUGGCCAGCAACCUGACGCCAGCCAUCUACGCCAGGCUCUGUGACAAGGCAACCCCAAAUGGCUGGACCUUGGACCAGUGCAUUCAGACUGGCGUUGACAACCCUGGCCACCCCUUCAUCAAGACUGUGGGCAUGGUAGCUGGUGAUGAGGAGACCUACGAGGUGUUUGCCGACCUGUUUGACCCUGUGAUUCAGGAGCGGCACAACGGAUACAACCCCCGCACAAUGAAGCACGUCACAGACCUGGAUGCCAGCAAGAUAAAGUUUGGUCACUUUGAUGAGCGCUACGUCCUCUCCUCCCGGGUCCGGACUGGGCGCAGCAUCCGCGGGCUGAGCCUGCCACCAGCCUGCACCCGUGCUGAGCGGCGAGAGGUGGAGAAGGUGACCGUGGAGGCACUGAACGGCCUCACCGGGGACCUGGCAGGCCGGUACUACCGCCUCAGUGAGAUGACAGAGAGGGAGCAGCAGCAGCUCAUUGACGUGAGUCGGCACAACAAUGAAAAGACCUUCUUGAUCUGGAUCAAUGAGGAGGACCAUACACGUGUCAUCUCCAUGGAGAAGGGGGGCAACAUGAAGCGUGUCUUUGAGCGCUUCUGCCGGGGCCUGAAGGAGGUGAGUGCACAGCCCCAUGGACAGGCAGGUCUACUGCAGCACUGGUCCUGGGUGCUCAGCNNCCCCUCCAACCUGGGCACGGGGCUGCGAGCAGGCGUCCACAUCAAGCUGCCACUGCUCAGCAAGGACAGCCGCUUCCCUAAAAUCCUGGAGAACCUCCGGCUACAGAAGCGUGGGACAGGCGGUGUGGACACCGCAGCCACAGGCGGCGUCUUCGACAUCUCCAACCUGGACCGGCUGGGGAAGUCAGAGGUGGAGCUAGUGCAGCUGGUGAUAGACGGUGUAAACUACCUGAUCGACUGUGAGCGGCGGUUGGAGAAGGGGCAGGACAUCCGCAUCCCCUCGCCAGUGCCACAGUUCCGGCACUGAGUGGGGCCAAGGCAGCGCCAGCCCUGCGGGGCCCAGCUCUCCCCGUAGCUUGUGUGAUCUCUGUGCCCAGCAUGUUGCUGCAUCCUGUUACCCACAACGAGCCAGGCCAGACCCCAUAAACAUGUGCUGCUGUAGCC
Molecule: messenger RNA, 1155 nt
Organism: Acanthisitta chloris (rifleman)
Lineage: Eukaryota; Metazoa; Chordata; Aves; Passeriformes; Acanthisittidae
Product: creatine kinase U-type, mitochondrial
Exons: 7
Biological process (GO): phosphocreatine biosynthetic process
Cellular component (GO): mitochondrion
Molecular function (GO): creatine kinase activity
Source: RefSeq, a predicted model, not a curated record